Messenger RNA from Stomoxys calcitrans (stable fly), 1550 nucleotides. Its product is annotated as protein ORD. Bases 96 to 1427 code for a protein of 443 amino acids. Lineage: Eukaryota; Metazoa; Arthropoda; Insecta; Diptera; Muscidae. The record is from RefSeq and is a predicted model, not a curated record. The transcript is spliced from 5 exons.
CACGACGCGUUAGGCUAUGACCUUCAUAUUUAAAUUGACAACGGUUUUUGCGCACCGUUUUUUGCCAUUGAAAAUUUCAAUAUAAACCAAGCAACAUGAAAAUUACUGAGCUGGAAAUAGAAAACAUUGGAAAUUGCAAACAGGCCCACUUGAAAUUUGAUCAUCAACGAAAUAAGUUUCCCAUCUACCUUGUCCAAAGUGCAACAAAAUGUGAGGUUAUAACAUGGGCGAUUCAACUUGUUUGUACCAACAAAUACGAUUCGCCUGAAAAACUUGAAAAGUUAAGAAGCGAGACGACCAAAUUGAGCAAAGUGACAGUAACAUUUCGUUUGGGGAACCCUGGCGCAAGCGGUGAUGCAAAUGCUCCAGAUCUUCAGCAUAGCAGUGACUCUGAUGAGCCAUGUACAUCCCAGCAGUUCUUAAAAAGAUUGCGAAAGAGACAAGAACGGAAAGGAUUUGUAGUUGUUAAAGCUAUACGAAACUUUUUGGUCAACGAAAAUGAAAUUGAAUAUCGAGUCGAGGAUGAAUCUUGGGUGCGGUGUCCUGUUGAUGUUUUCCAAAGGCUAUUCUUCAGUUGUACAGACAUUAUAUUCCCUCGUUUGUCCGAUUUGCAGAAUGGAGAGUGUAACAAUGGCCGUUGGCUAGGACUCCUGAGGUCAGACUUUGUUAGCAAUGGGACAGGAGACUUUGAGACUUGUCUAAUAGAAUUCUGUGAGAUGUUUGUACGAGAACGGUUAACGUUGCAGCAUCAAUUGUGUGAACUAACAAAUGCGGCCCUGAAGGGAAUCGAAUUUGUAAACAAAAGUCGGAUGGUUCAUUUGGUUUAUAUUUUACAAGACAUUCGCUGCGUAUUCGAAUAUAUUUCAUGUUCCGAAUACACAGUGUGGUACAUGAUUCCAACAUUCUUUGGCAUUCCUAAGGAUAUAACAGAGUUUUACGCAGACAGCAUUAACUUUAGUCGAAUGACAACCAAAAUACAACUGCAAAAACCGGCAGGAUCCCCACAAAUUUUGUGGAACGAAGCUGAAGGAUAUGUUAAAGAGUUAUUUAUGGUUGCUAUACAGCUGGCAUUUGGCUAUCAUUGCCGACAAAAUGUAAUUUUCUUGCACGAUUUAGAAGAGUUAAAUAGGCACCAGAGCUUUGAGUAUGUCAAAACAGCGUUCGGCCGGAAUACUUAUCAUACGUGGGUUGGAAAAAACUACCUGCGGAAAAUUAUAGAUAUUUGCACGAAAUUCGAUUUAUCUUGCAUUGUGAGCUAUGCCGGAGGCAUUCCUUUCCAGAUAAACGAUGCUUUCAUAAUACAGUGCGAGCAAAAAAAGCAUGACAAAUACGUGAGCAUAUCUUUAAAAAAUCGGGUAGAAGACAAUAAAAGUAAUAUGGACAACCUGCGUUCGAGAGCCGAAAAAGAAUUUGGUGGAAGUCAUUAACAACACUCUCGUAUAAUCCAUCCAGUAUUUGCAUUUGAGUUUUUUUCUCUAAAUGUAUAGUAUGUAGGUACAUAUGUACAAAUAAACAUUACUUGACUGUUAACAGCACGAUUUGAUUUCAUA